AAUCAUACAAACAUUGGUACAUAAUCAUGCAAGUAAUAACUCAUUAAUCCCACUUGACCUUUAUUAAUAAAAGAGACAGAAAAGCAAGAGAAGACUUCUGCCAACUCAACUCAAACAAAAAAAAAAAAAAAGUCAAGAACCUAAAAGUGAAACCUAACUUUCCUCUUUCCUCUCUCUUCGAAGUACGAAAAUCCUCUGCCAGUCCGCCGCUCUCGCUCGUCGGCUCCACUCCCGGCACUCCGUCCCUCCGCCCGUCGAGUCGCCGCCGUCACUGCUUCGUCCGUUCGUCGGCUCGUCGCUGGACUCGCUGCUCCCCAUUCGACUUCGCUUACUUCGCUAAAUCGCUAGACCCAAUUCACGGAUUGAAAAUGUAUACAAGAUUUAUUCAACCCCAUCAUCAUAAUCCUCAGCAACAGCAGCAGCAACUCCAUGAAUCUUUAAGUGUAAUGGCGGGUCCCAUUGAUGAGAUUCAUCAAGUGGGUCCCACCUCCACUUCCGCCGCCGCCGCAGGGGACCCACGUUUGGUGUUGACUUCCGAUCCAAAGCCACGUCUCCGGUGGACUGCCGACCUCCAUGAACGCUUUGUUGAUGCUGUCACUCAGCUUGGCGGGCCCAACAAAGCUACACCUAAGGCUAUAAUGCGGACAAUGGGUGUGAAAGGAUUGACUCUUUUCCAUUUGAAAAGUCAUCUUCAGAAAUACAGAUUAGGUAAGCAAUCGGGGAAGGAUAUGAUUGAGGCUCCAAAAGAUGGGAUUUCAGCUUCAUACCAUUUGGAGAGCCCUCGCACGAGUAAUUCUUCCUCAAGUUUGCCAACAUCAGACAUGGAUGAGGGUUUUAAGGUUAAGGAGGCCUUGAGAACUCAAAUGGAGGUGCAGACUAAACUACAUUUGCAGGUUGAGGCUGAGAAGCACUUACAGAUACGCCAGGAUGCAGAGCGAAGAUAUAUGGCAAUGCUUGAGAGAGCGUGUAAGAUCCUUGCAGAUCAACUUAUGGGGGUUGCAAUUGCAGAAAAUCAUGCGCAGACACUUCAAGAAUGAAUGAUUUUUAGCUGGUGUGGAGCGCAAGGGCAAUUAUGGGCUUGGUUUAGUGAGCGUUGGAUCUUGUUUGGAAGGACAGCUUAGCUGGCUUAAUUUAUGACAUCUUAAUUUAUACAAAUUGAUGGAGUUUGCAUUUCAGCUACCUGAAGUUGGAAUUACACUCGUCAAUGGUGGACAAAGUGCUUGAAUGAUGCUGAUUUGUGUAAUACUUCUGUCAACCUUGCUUCAUGUGUCAUAUUUCUAACCGGAAGAACGUAGAGCUUGUAAAUUUAAUUACUAAUGUUUCUAACAUGAGAUGCAUCUACAUCUCCUUUUAUUCAUAUUUGAGGAAAUAUAAACUCAACGCCGUGUGUGGACUCUCUAGAGUUACACAUGCGCCCUUAGUACCAAUUUUGUGCCUUGUCAUUUGGUAAUUCCGCGUAGUAGUAUAUCCUGUUGAAUUUUCAUGACAAUCUUAAAUUCUAAUGGAUUGUAAUUGUUGUAGUUUGCAACUUGGAUGGGUGCUUGCUCAAGGGACUUUGAUUUCCUACUGAUGUAAUUGAUAUCUAUAUGUGAAUUAGUAGUUUAGUGUCAA
This is a messenger RNA of Chenopodium quinoa (quinoa), 1611 nucleotides long. RefSeq names its product protein PHR1-LIKE 2-like. Bases 369 to 1037 code for a protein of 222 amino acids. Gene Ontology annotation, molecular function: DNA-binding transcription factor activity; DNA binding. The record is from RefSeq and is a predicted model, not a curated record. NCBI's taxonomy places the organism in Eukaryota, Viridiplantae, Streptophyta, Magnoliopsida, Caryophyllales, Amaranthaceae. The transcript has 8 exons.